This is a messenger RNA of Cetraspora pellucida, 507 nucleotides long. The record is from the annotation of a GenBank genome assembly. NCBI's taxonomy places the organism in Eukaryota, Fungi, Glomeromycota, Glomeromycetes, Diversisporales, Gigasporaceae.
GAUAAAUGCCGAAAAAGAAGAUUUUUUUAAAAAAAUAAUUGAUCUAAAUAGAGAAAAAAGAGGUUGGAAUGUUGAAGUAAAAGAAUUAAAAGAAGAAAUCGAAUUAAUGAAAAAAGAACAUUCCAAAGAAAUUGAAAUAAAUUUUCAAGAGAUUAAUGAUUUUCAAAAACAAAUUGAAGAUCUACAUCAAGAAAUAAAAGGAUUACAAAACGAAUCAAAAGAGGAAAUAAUAAAAGAGGAAAUAUUAAAUAUUGAUAAUGAAGUUGAACAAGAAAUAAACGAUAAUGAUUUUGUAGGUAGUUUAAAUAGUAUAUCUAUUGAUAAUAGAUAUAUUAAUAAUUUAAAUAAUGUAAGUGAUGAUACAAUAGUUGAUAAUACAAUAUUUAAUAAUAUGCUUCUUUGUGAUUCAAUAGUUGGAAAAUACAAUAGUAAAAAAUUUAAACCAAGUAAAAAAAAUGUUAUAGAAGAUGAUGAAAUAGAAAAAGAUAAUAAAAAUCCUGAAGAAAU